AUGGAAGAUACCAAAUGCUGGUUUUAUAAAUCCCAUGACCAAGUCCGCAUUGUUAUCACGAUCAAAAUCUUGAGGCAUAGCGUGGAAAUGAACAAAUGGCAGCUAUUGCCUCCAGGGGCACCGAAUCCCGCCCCACGCCAAUACGUUGCGAACCUGCAAACCCAACCCAGCCUUAUGCCCCCUCUUGCCCAGCAGCCAGCAGCCAGCCAGCAGAUCUUCUUACUGCAGCAAGUUAUCGUCACUCGAAAUGGUGUUCAAGGUACGCCACUAAUCAUCCUAUUUUCCGCCCUUAUGGAUCGACAGCCCCGGCAGAAUGAAAAAGACAUUGCUUUCACCGCUGCGGAUAUCCUUUGGUUGACUCGUGUUGUGGCACUUUGA
This is a messenger RNA of Aspergillus affinis, 378 nucleotides long. RefSeq lists its product as uncharacterized. The coding region runs from base 1 to 378 and encodes 125 amino acids. The record is from RefSeq and is a predicted model, not a curated record. The transcript has a single exon. NCBI's taxonomy places the organism in Eukaryota, Fungi, Ascomycota, Eurotiomycetes, Eurotiales, Aspergillaceae.